CUGGGGCUGGAGUAGCGGCUAGGGGGAUUCGACGAGUGUUAUACUUCAUUGAAAAAGAAAAAAAUUGCAGGUCUCGCACGGGCUGUACAAAAAGAGCCAGGAGUGAAAACGCGGUGUGUCUGUUUAUCAGCGCGGCCCUGUGAAUACAUCUCACCGGAUCCGACACAUGCUGACAGCCUGAACCAUUUCACCUGCUUUCCACAAACAACGAUACUUUCAAAACCACAAUAAACACCGCAUCCCCGGGAAUGUCGACAGUGCAAAUAUGUAGCAACGUUUUAACAGAUAACACGAAUAAACUCAAAUAAAAAGGGGGCGGAGUCUCGCUUUCAUCUUCGCAACUUUGUCAACACCAGCCAGUAAGUCUGUUGUUUUUGCUUGAGUUGAUCUUUAUCAUUGGCUCUCAAUAACCAACAGAUCCCUCCUCCCCAGAAGCUGCACGCAGGUAUGUUAGCGGAGCGGGGGCAUUGUCAGGAUAUAUGAUCUCUGCGGGGGGGGGGGGGACACGUGGUGCUGGAGGACGGAUCACGAGUGGGGAACAGGGAAGCGAAACAGAUGCAUUGUGUGCGUAUCUGCUCGUGUCUGUGUGACAAAGAGCCGCUCGGUGCGGCAAUGCACUUUUACACGGACACGGGAGUCGCCCGGAACGCAUGCGUAAUGCGGGAUAGAGACACAUAAAACAAAAAGAUUGAGACCAAAAAAAAAAAAAAUUACAAGCACACGAACAUCACAACCAAACCCCAGAUAAGCAAUUUUAAAAGAAGUCACCCCCGCAUGCCUUGAGCAAUGCGAGUCGGAAGCGGGUAGUGUUUGUGUCACAAGGGCGAUCACACAGCUUCCUUACUGUCCCAGUAAUGUCAGACAUGAACACAUUGCUGACUAACACAGUGCGACCUGCAAGGUUACAGGAGGGACGAUUCAUAAACAAGAACACAUACGCUGAACUCGCACUGAGAGAGACCGGGGUGCAACAAAACGCAGGAAGCGCAGGAGACAGCGAGACUGACAGUGACGAGAGGGGAGGAGAGCUGACAAGCCACAACAAACAGCCGACAGGCGAGACGCCGGCGCUUUUAUUUUUGAAAAUUAACCGUCUGUAAAGUAAUCCAUCAAGACAUACCUUGAACAAAGCGCACCUUUCAUCCGCCGGAGAGACACGACGACCUGGACCGGUAUACCAGAAAGCAGGGGUGAGAAUGGGGUCCGAGCCAGCGCUGGAGGAGGAGGAUCUGAGCCCCGCGGAGGACCCCGAUGCCGACCCCCUGGGGGGGAGGGUCCCGGCUGGGAGGGGGGCUGUGCUGACCCGGAGAGGGAUCACCCUGAGAGUGCUGCUGAAGGACGGGCUGAUCGAGCCAGGGGACUCAGUGCUGUCCAUCCACUACCUGGGUAAGAGGUUUGUGGGAGACCUGCUGUGCGAUGGUAAGAUCCGCUGGGUGGAGACGGGCCAGCUCUUCAACUCCCCGAGCGCCUGGGCCACGCACUGCAAGAAGCUCAUCAACCCGGCCAAGAAGUCCGGCUGCGGCUGGGCCUCUGUCAAGUACCGCGGGCAGAAGCUGGUGCAGUACAAGACCAGCUGGCUGCACAAGUACCAGCCUGCAGCCGAGACGGGCCUGGUGAGCGAGGGAGAGGAGGAGGAGCUGGGAGAGGAGGAGGAGGAGGAGGAAGAGGGGAGCAGGAAGACUGGGAGCAAGAGCCAGCUGGAGCCAGGUAAGAGAGAGAGCAGCCCUCCGGAGAAGAGAGGAGAGAGGACUGAGUGUGUGCCAGUGAGGUACCAUACACUAGGGAGCAGAGACUCGGGCAGGGACCCGCACACCCUGGUGGAGCUCACUGCUUUCUCCGCGAUCAACAGGUUCCAGCCCUUCAACGUGGCCAUGUCCAGCAACGUGCUGCUGCUGCUGGAUUUCCACUGUCACCUGACACGCAGCGAGGUUGUGGGGUACCUGGGGGGUCGCUGGGACACCAACACACAGCUUCUCACCGUGCUCCGUGCGUUCCCGUGUCGCUCGCGGCUCGCUGACAGAGACUCCGCCCCUGCUGUGGAGGAGGAGAUCUGUCAGAACCUGUUCAUGCGCGGCCUCUCAUUGGUGGGCUGGUACCACAGCCACCCCUUCAGCCCCCCCCACCCCUCCCUGCAGGACAUCGACUCCCAGAUGGACUACCAGCUCAAACUGCAGGGCUCCAGCAACGGCUUCCAGCCCUGCCUGGGGCUGCUGUGCGGACCCUACUCGCUGGGGAACCAGGGCCUGCAGUCCAAGAUCACCCCCUUCUGCGUGGUGCCGCCCCCGGAGCAACGCCCCAAUGACUAUGGUAUCCCGGUGGAGGUGGAGAUGCUGCUGGUGGAGUUCUACAAGUGGGCCCCUGACCUGGUGUGCUUCACAGAGCCGUGGAAUCAGGAGAUCACGUUCCUGGACAAGCUCAAGGGCUCCCUGAAUGGCCACGCCCCGAAGGACCAGGCCUACAGCCAGAUCCUGGAGUACGUGUACAACCAGCUGCUGACUGGCCAGGGCUAGAGAGGGCAGCAGACUGACCCGAGGACUGGACAGGACCCCCCCAACACCCACGGAGUGUGAGAGCUGUGCCCUGCCUCCACACAGCCACGGCAAACCCCUCUCAACCAGGGGAAGAGAAAGAGUCUGAACAUGAAUUAAAAGAUUGAAUGUGAAAUCCA
Messenger RNA from Acipenser ruthenus (sterlet), 2668 nucleotides. RefSeq names its product MPN domain containing (gene mpnd). Gene Ontology annotation, cellular component: BRCA1-A complex; BRISC complex. Gene Ontology annotation, biological process: double-strand break repair. Bases 1197 to 2510 code for a protein of 437 amino acids. The record is from RefSeq and is a predicted model, not a curated record. NCBI's taxonomy places the organism in Eukaryota, Metazoa, Chordata, Actinopteri, Acipenseriformes, Acipenseridae. Gene Ontology annotation, molecular function: polyubiquitin modification-dependent protein binding; metallopeptidase activity. The transcript is spliced from 13 exons.